CUAUCUUCUUCAGUUCUUCGCCAUUGUCGUCGGCUUUGUAGUUCCUACGCACCAAAUACGCACCGCUUUUAGAAACCCUAAACUCCACGCCACAGAAUGGCAGGUGGUUCCUAUCCAAAAUCCUCCUACCACAGACCACCACCACCCUCCUCCUCCUUUUCACAUCGAAAAUCCCGCUGGGAAUCUUCAUCCGGCGCCGCCACCACCUCUAAAAACAAUAGUAGUAGCAGCAACAAGCCACCGGAUCCCAAAUCCUCCGAUCCGAAGCACAAUAAACCGCCCUCAAACCCGGCCACUCCCAAGCCAGUCGCAACCCAGAGCCCUGCUGCUCACUCCCAGCCCGUCGCCACCGGCCAAGGCCAACACCCGCACCCUCCUCAUGUGGGCCCAUUUCCCUUUCCUGACCUCGCCGUGGCCCUUAGACCACCGCCUCCGCCGUCCUACGGCUUCCACGUAUUGGAACGCCGCACUAUUGCUCUCGCCGAUGGCAGUGUCCGCUCUUACUUCGCCCUCCCUCCCGGUUACCAGGAUCUUCCACACCCGUUGCCUCGCCCCAUGCUUGGCGUCCCCGAAAUGGGGGCUUACGGCCGGUUCCCACCUAAUGCACCAAUGAGUCCUGGUGGGUUACGGGACAAUAGGGACAGCUGGAAUCCGAUGGUGGGCCCGGGAGAAGGGUCGUCCAAGAGGAAAUACAGGGCGGAGGAAGAGAGGCCAAAGCAGUUCUUUAACCCAAAUGGUUAUCCGAUGGGGCCUGGCCCAGACCAUUUCUCUGCGGGAACAGGUAGCCAUUUCGGUAGGGGAAGGGACGAAAUGAGGGCGCCCAAGUAUAUGAGAACCGAAGCAGAGCAUGGAAAUGUGAAGACUAAGCAUCUGGAGGUAGACCAGGCUGCGCUAAAGAAGGCGGUCCUGCACUUCGUAAAGAUUAUCAAUGAGAACGUAGGUCAGAGGAGGACUUACUUGGAGGAUGGGAAGCAAGGGCGGAUUCAAUGUGUUGCCUGUGGCAGGUUGUCUAAAGAGUUUCCAGAUACCCAUGGUCUUAUAAUGCAUGCAUACAACUAUAAUAAUGCCAACUUGCUUGUGGAUCACUUGGGUUUACACAAGGCUCUUUGUGUAUUGAUGGGGUGGAACUACUCAAAGCCUCCUGAUAACUCAAAAGAGUAUCAGUUGUUACCUGUUGAUGAAGCAGCAGCAAACAAGGAUGAUCUGGUUAUGUGGCCGCCUAUGGUGAUAAUUCAUAACACAAUCACAGGGAAGGGUAAAGAAGGCCGCAUGGAAGGUUUAGGAAACAAAGCAAUGGAUAGCAAAAUAAAAGAUCUUGGAUUCGGGAGUGGCAAAUCAAAGUCCUUGUAUGGAAGAGAUGGCCAUUUGGGUGUUACUCUCAUAAAGUUUACUGGUGACGAGUCAGGUCUGAAAGAGGCUUUGCGGUUUGUAGAAUACUUUGAGAAGGAUAAUCUUGGACGCAAGGAUUGGGCUCGUCUGCAGCCAUUGACAUUAGGCAAGGAUGACGAGAAAAAUCCGAAGCUUGUGAAGGUGGAUGAGAGGACUGGGGAGAAAACAAGGAUAUUAUAUGGCUAUCUUGCAACUGCUACUGAUCUGGACAAGGUAGAUUUUGACACAAGAAAAAAGGUUGUGAUUGAGAGCCAAAGGGAAAUCCAAACACUCAAGUAGAUCUUGGGUAACUUUAAAAGAAGACUUGCUUUGUGGAUAAAGGCCUCACCCUUAAUAGGGCAUGGAUUGCUUUGGGCUUUGGAGAACAAUUUAGGAAUGUAAAAGCAAAAUAGCUUCUAUUUGGUGGUGAGGACUUAAGAAUGGCUUUAUGGGGACAAUCGGCUGGGCUCAUUAGUCAUCAAGCGCAAGGCAUGUUCAGAAAUUACUGGAUUGAAGGUCUUCUGGCCAAGUAUUGGGAAAUAGCAAUGGGACAGCUGUUUUCUGAUGCACCCUUGUGACAAUUCAAGACGAGGAUCAGAUUAUCUCAAGAACAUCUGAGACCUCAUAGUUAAAAAAGUCGUAAGAUGCUGAGAUCUAACGGAGUUUAUUUUUCUGAGUUGUUAUUUAUCACGUAGUUAUUCUUUUUUUUCAUUUGAACAGAAAGAAAGAUCAUGUGGUACUACAUCACUGCAUGCAUCUUGUAUGCUAUGGUUUAUGGACUUAAUCUGGAAUGGAGUCCUCAGAUCUAGGUUUGUCUUAAUUCUUAUUGUACUCUUCUGUGCGACUGUACCCUAUGCACCUAGUGGUGUGGAAGGAAACACGGUGCGAUCACUAAAAAGAAGUUAGUAUUUUCUUUAGAUUUGAGUGGUUUGAUAUUGGCUUUAGCAUUUGAUCAUGAAGAGAUGCUUCUUACUUAUAUGCAAGGUUUGUUGCAGACCUUGAGAA
This is a messenger RNA of Tripterygium wilfordii, 2373 nucleotides long. RefSeq lists its product as uncharacterized. Lineage: Eukaryota; Viridiplantae; Streptophyta; Magnoliopsida; Celastrales; Celastraceae. The transcript is spliced from 4 exons. The record is from RefSeq and is a predicted model, not a curated record. The coding region runs from base 97 to 1668 and encodes 523 amino acids. Gene Ontology annotation, biological process: regulatory ncRNA-mediated gene silencing.